This is a messenger RNA of Setaria italica (foxtail millet), 1434 nucleotides long. Its product is annotated as chlorophyll a-b binding protein 7, chloroplastic. The transcript has 5 exons. Lineage: Eukaryota; Viridiplantae; Streptophyta; Magnoliopsida; Poales; Poaceae. Gene Ontology annotation, biological process: photosynthesis, light harvesting in photosystem I; response to light stimulus. The record is from RefSeq and is a predicted model, not a curated record. Gene Ontology annotation, cellular component: membrane. The coding region runs from base 166 to 1119 and encodes 317 amino acids.
CAAGGGCUAGCGCGCCCGGGAGCCCUCGGGGCCCAGCAGCUUGUGAUUGUUUUUCCCGACACGUGGCUGCGGCGCUGCCCCCUCCUCCUUCCGGUCUCCUCGAGCCGGUUCGGCUCGAGCAUUUUCCUCCUGACACUGUCAAGUGGGUCCAACCUCCGCAGCUCCAUGCCUCCUUUGCCGCCGCCGCUCCUCCUCCGCUCCGCCGCGCCGCCCGGCGCCGUCGCCCGUCAGAGGCUGAGGCGGCGGCGGAGUCCCACGCCAGUGCGGGCGUCGUGGCAGGAGCUGGCUGGCGUCCUGGUGUUCUCCGCCAUCCCCUUCACCGCCGUCAAGGCCCUUGCCAACAGCCCCCUCGGCGCCCGCCUCCGCCGCCGCCUCGAGGAAAGGAAGGCCGCCGCAGCCGCCGAGGCCGACGCGCUCCGCGCUGCCGCGCGCGACGCCCGCAACAACAGCUUUUGGUACGGCGGAGAUCGGCCGCGGUGGCUUGGUCCCGUGCCUUACAACUACCCUGAGCAUUUGACGGGAGAAUACCCGGGAGAUUAUGGGUUCGAUAUAGCAGGUCUGGGCAGGGAUCCCGUUGCUUUCGCAAACUACUUUAACUUUGAGAUUUUGCAUUGUCGGUGGGCCAUGCUUGCUGCUCUCGGUGUUGUUAUUCCUGAGCUAUUAGAUCUAUUUGGGUUAGUUCAUUUUGUUGAGCCUGUCUGGUGGAAAGUUGGUUAUGCAAAACUUCAGGGUGAUACCCUUGAUUACCUUGGGAUUCCUGGAUUCCGUAUUGCUGGAGGUCAAGGUGUCAUCGUAAUUGCUAUCUGUCAAGCCCUCUUGAUGGUUGGACCUGAAUAUGCGAGGUACUGUGGGAUCGAGGCACUAGAACCACUGGGAAUAUAUCUUCCUGGUGACAUAAACUACCCAGGAGGAGCGCUUUUUGAUCCCUUGGGCCUGUCCAAAGAUCCUGUGGCAUUUGAAGAGCUCAAGGUGAAGGAGAUCAAGAACGGUCGCCUGGCGAUGGUAGCAUGGCUUGGAUUUUACAUUCAGGCGGCUGUGACUGGCAAGGGCCCUGUUCAGAACCUGGUUGAACACCUAUCCGACCCCGUCCAUAAUAACAUCUUAUCCUCCUUCCAGUAAGAAAAUUUGACAAGAGUGUUGGGAAUUUCCUGUGCAUCGUACCCAAGUAUGCAUAGUGUUUACAGUUUUGCACUGAUGGGUUUGCAAUAUUAGCUACCAGUUCUUUAGACUUGUAACAGUGGGCUGUGGUCUAUGUACAGAUCAAUCAUUAUGUAUUGCGUCUUCAGCAUGCAAAAUUUAGACAUGUAACAGUGGGCUGCUGCAAUGGAUCCUUGUAGGUAUCAAUUAACGCAUUGUAAGUGGUGUAUUUGAGUUAUCAAAGGUGGGAAGACAAAAAUUUAAAAUGAGAGGCGAAUUUGUCUUGAUGAUAUAAGU